AUGCUCACUCCUGUUUUUUAUUGCGAGCAAGAUGACGACUUCGUUAUAGUUCGCUUGAUACUUUCAGGUAUCUGCAAAAUAGCCAAUGCGGCUUUCGACAUCAAUGGGAAUCAAUUUACUUUUCAUUGUAGUCCAUACUACUUGCGUCUUCGGUUCGAUCAAGGACUGCAGGAAGGAAAAGGUGAGAGAGCAACGUAUGACCUCGAAUCCAACACCCUUACCGUGUGGCUCCCCAAGGAUGUGAAAGGGGAAGUAUUUGCUCAACUAGACAACCCAGGCUACUUGAUAGCAACUGAGAAGGAACGAAAGCAGCUUAUCACGGUGCUCAAUAGCGUUGAUGCAGCCGACAGUACUGAAAACGAUGCGAAUGAUGGCGCCUGUGAAGAUAAGGGCCCAGUCGACAUUGUCGAAGCUGAGGAGACGGAAUACGUUCAAAAACUCCAGAACACUGCCUCUUUAGAACAGGUUGCGGUUGAUUCUAUUCACUAUGGCUUCGCUAACCAUUUUAGUGGUCUUUUUUCUCAUCUGGAUGUGGACCUGGUACGGGAAAUGGUGUCACUUCCAGCGCCUGAAACUACUCUCCCGCAGGAGCGCCACCGUCUACGUCUCGAAACAGAAAACAACAACUUUGAUGAGGAAGUUCUUCUUCUGGAUUUUGAAGAUGAGGAUGGGGACAUAGCGCGACUGCUGAGAUACGUUCCAAGCCACAUCCGGGACUUUCAAACUGCGCUUCAAGCAGUUGAGGUAAAAGAAGACGUUGCAUGCACCAACCAGCGAGCUCCAGCCACUGAGGUAUAUGAAGAAGAGUGCGAAGCCGUGGUCGGGUGCGGCUUGUUUGAAGUUUGGAGUGGUAAUGUUGCAGAUUUUAAGCCUCCUGAAUUACCCGCAGAAGACGAGGUGGCCGUGCUCCCUAUCGCCACAGCUUCGUCUUCCCCCUCCAAUCACGGCGCCACCCCGCCCGCAGUGGCCGAGGAAGAGGUAGUAAAGGUAGGGCCUGGUUCGACGACGCAAUCUAUCUCUCCUGGUGUUCAAAUUGCCAUUCCACGUUGCAGGCCCGUACUACGUCUCACAAAAGACGAACAGGACGCCAUAACCCGUAUUAAGCCCCCUAAGCUUCUUUUCCCGCCGCCUUUCUUGUCUGUGGCAGCCUUGACCGCAGACCUUCUCUUUACUGAGGCGUACGAUGACCUUGUAACAGAGGGCACCGGUUGCAGUGAGUCGUUGUGGAACCUCUGCAUGCUAAGCCCUGCGUUGUCUUUCUUGGAUCCACCCGAAGAUUUGUAUGAUGCAUGUGUCUCUUUUGCUCGCAGGGCUCUUAUUUACCCCUUACGCCGUCACUUUGCGUUGGUGCAAAGGGUCUUCGCUGUAGUAGGGACACGAUUGUUACUAGGCCGUACGUACGUUAUACGCGCUCUUCUGCGCGUACGCGAUGUACUUGCGCAUGCGGAGCACAAGCAUAUCCUCAACAUGAUAUUUGUCGACCCGUUGGUUGGAUAUUGGAUGAACAUAACAAAUGCGGAUGAUCGAUUCACAGAGAUUGCUUUAGAGAUACACGCUCACUCCACGCUGGCGGAACCAUUAGAAGUUAAAAUCCCUGCUUCCUCUAAUCGUGGAGGAGCUUUGCCAUUGAGUGGUUUGCUCCAAGAUGGAAAGAAAACAUUGCGUCCGCUCACGUUGCUUAAUCUUGGACUCCCAUUAUAA
This is a messenger RNA of Phytomonas sp. EM1, 1701 nucleotides long. Lineage: Eukaryota; Euglenozoa; Kinetoplastea; Trypanosomatida; Trypanosomatidae. The record is from the annotation of a GenBank genome assembly.